This is a messenger RNA of Dichotomopilus funicola, 900 nucleotides long. RefSeq names its product Pyruvate/Phosphoenolpyruvate kinase-like domain-containing protein. The transcript has 3 exons. Gene Ontology annotation, cellular component: cytoplasm. NCBI's taxonomy places the organism in Eukaryota, Fungi, Ascomycota, Sordariomycetes, Sordariales, Chaetomiaceae. Gene Ontology annotation, molecular function: aldehyde-lyase activity. The record is from RefSeq and is a predicted model, not a curated record. Bases 1 to 900 code for a protein of 299 amino acids.
AUGGCUGCUCCGACUCCGUAUACCGCCCCCGCCUGGGCUGAGGGGAUGCAAAAGUACCGGGCCCCUUCGCUCUUCCAACCGCACCGCGUUCGUGAUGUGAUCCGGGACGCCCACGAGAAGAAGAUCCCAGCUCUCAUCGGAUACUAUUCCGGCCUCAGCUCCAUCCCCUUGGUGCGCUUCAUCGCCCCCAUGGGAUUCGACAUGAUCUGGCUCGACUGGGAGCACACCCCCUGUGACGUCGAGACUAUGACCACCAUGGUCCACGAGAUUGCGUUUAUGAGCGAAGGACGCACGAUCCCCUUUGUACGGAUUCCCGGUCAUGAUCACGCCGCCAUCGGCUAUGUGCUCGACGCCGGCGCCAGCCUCGUCAUUCCCCAAAUAGAAACUGUCGAGCAGGCCAAGCACGUCGUCUCGGCGGCCAAGUUCGGCUCCCGGCAAAACGGGACACGGUCGGUCCCGCCGUUCCGUCUGAUCGCCGGCGUCUCGGACGCACCUUUAGAUGGCAAGCGCGACGUGUGGCAAAACGUCAACGACCAGGCCGCCAUCAUGAUUCAGAUCGAGUCGCUCGAGGGCAUCAACAACCUGGACGAUAUCUUGACCGAGGUCCCGGACAUUGACGUCGUCUGGCUCGGCUCGCUGGACUGCCGCAUCAGCAUGAAUCUAGCCCCCCAGUGGGGUCAGGGUAACGAACCGGAGUGGCUGGCUGCUGUGGACAAGUUCACCGCCACUCUUAAGAAACACAACAAGCCCCGCGCUGGGUUCUGCCUCGAAGCCGGCGAGAAGCUGGCCAAGGCCGCGGAGGAUAAUGUCAUUCUGCUGCAUGCCGGCGAUCUGCUCAAGGUCUCGGAGCUGCCGCAUCAGCUCGCAGCCGCAAAAGACGCCGUGGUGUUGAAGAACUAG